This is a messenger RNA of Homo sapiens (human), 1091 nucleotides long. RefSeq names its product glucose-6-phosphate isomerase (gene GPI). Gene Ontology annotation, biological process: response to estradiol; canonical glycolysis; response to progesterone. NCBI's taxonomy places the organism in Eukaryota, Metazoa, Chordata, Mammalia, Primates, Hominidae. Gene Ontology annotation, molecular function: glucose-6-phosphate isomerase activity; monosaccharide binding; isomerase activity. Gene Ontology annotation, cellular component: extracellular region; ciliary membrane; cytoplasm. The record is from RefSeq and is marked reviewed.
AAUAGCCCUUACCACCAGCAGACACACAUCAUCUGUUGUACUUGCUUAUUUGGCACAUAUGUAUCCACAGCGCCUAGAACACUGCCUGUAACGUGGAAGGUGUUCGAUCUAUAGAGUUUUGUCGAAUGAAUGAAUGAAGCCGACUAGUGCACAGGGAGUGCAGCGGCGCGAUGGUAGCUCUCUGCAGCCUCCAACACCUGGGCUCCAGUGAUCCCCGGGCUCUGCCCACCCUCCCCACUGCCACUUCCGGGCAGAGGCCAGCAAAGCGGCGGCGCAAGAGUCCCGCCAUGGCCGCUCUCACCCGGGACCCCCAGUUCCAGAAGCUGCAGCAAUGGUACCGCGAGCACCGCUCCGAGCUGAACCUGCGCCGCCUCUUCGAUGCCAACAAGGACCGCUUCAACCACUUCAGCUUGACCCUCAACACCAACCAUGGGCAUAUCCUGGUGGAUUACUCCAAGAACCUGGUGACGGAGGACGUGAUGCGGAUGCUGGUGGACUUGGCCAAGUCCAGGGGCGUGGAGGCCGCCCGGGAGCGGAUGUUCAAUGGUGAGAAGAUCAACUACACCGAGGGUCGAGCCGUGCUGCACGUGGCUCUGCGGAACCGGUCAAACACACCCAUCCUGGUAGACGGCAAGGAUGUGAUGCCAGAGGUCAACAAGGUUCUGGACAAGAUGAAGUCUUUCUGCCAGCGUGUCCGGAGCGGUGACUGGAAGGGGUACACAGGCAAGACCAUCACGGACGUCAUCAACAUUGGCAUUGGCGGCUCCGACCUGGGGCCCCUCAUGGUGACUGAAGCCCUUAAGCCAUACUCUUCAGGAGGUCCCCGCGUCUGGUAUGUCUCCAACAUUGAUGGAACUCACAUUGCCAAAACCCUGGCCCAGCUGAACCCCGAGUCCUCCCUGUUCAUCAUUGCCUCCAAGACCUUUACUACCCAGGAGACCAUCACGAAUGCAGAGACGGCGAAGGAGUGGUUUCUCCAGGCGGCCAAGGAUCCUUCUGCAGUGGCGAAGCACUUUGUUGCCCUGUCUACUAACACAACCAAAGUGAAGGAGUUUGGAAUUGACCCUCAAAACAUGUUCGAGUUCUGGGAU